Messenger RNA from Effrenium voratum, 369 nucleotides. The record is from the annotation of a GenBank genome assembly. NCBI's taxonomy places the organism in Eukaryota, Dinophyceae, Suessiales, Symbiodiniaceae.
AUGACUGAGUCCACCGCGCGCUUGGUGGUGAAGAACUCCUUCCUGGAGUUGGUGGAAGAGUGCCAACGGGUGUCCUGCCGAGUGCAAGGUGGUACGCGCAGCGAGUCCGAUCUUCCAGACCUGCGCGUCAGCCAAGAGCUGAACGGGCUCACAGAUGACGACACUGACAUCGAAAGUUGCGCCGACUCCCCGGAUUACUUCCUCGAGGAUUCUGACACAGAGGUCAGCUCCGAGGGACUCUCGAAGAGGAGGAGCUGGAGCGACCUCCAGGAGAGGAAGAAGCCAGGAAGUCUUUCAGCGACACAGGCAGCGAGGCAGCUGACAGCUGCUCGUGGGAAGGAGGCAAAACACAGGGGGACGUUCCUGUGA